AAGCCACUCACCUCCCAAGCACCAGCAACAAUCUGCAGGUUCAAUACUGUGUCUCUCUAUGAAGUCAGGGUGAGUAUUGUGUUGGCUUUCAAUGUUAAAGGUACAGUGUAACCUAUUUUCUAACUCUAUAAGGUGACCAUUUUUUUCAUGUUUUAAAAUGUAAAAAUUAGGGGUGCACGAUAAUUAUCAGACUGAUAUGAUGUCAUACCGAUAAAUAAAAACAGUAGCUCACAUAACUAUUAAUUACAAAAAACACUCCAAUGCGAUUACCCAUACUGUGCGAGUGAGCAAAUCAAGCGCUCCUUUUUUCUCCUGCCUUUUAAUGCCUUGUACUGUGUUUGUAUUUUACUUCAUUUAGCCACUUUUAUGCUUGAAAAUGCUUCAUUUAGAAUACGGGGGGAAUACGUAAAAUUUGCUUAAAUAUGCAUAUUUUUUGGUUAAUAAUAGGCAGUAGUCAACCACAAAACAGCGAAUAUGUCCUAAUUAAUUUUUGAAAUCGUAUCUGUUUGAAAAAAAAAAGGUGCAUCUCUAGUAAAAAUUAGCGAACCACUGUUCAAUAAAUGAUUGACGACGGUGGAGGUUGUACUGUACCCUUCAUGGCCGCUUAUCUCACUGCAACGUCCUCUUGACUUUUACUGGAGUUUGUUCAUAACCAUGACUCUUCUGGACACUCGAGGGGCGCCUAGAGCCACUGUAUGUAUGUAUGCGUGCUUGCGUACGUGCGCGUAUGUGUAUGUGCAGGUAAAGAACCUCCCGGAACCACACUGAGCGGAAGUAUACAGAGCUGGAUCAUGCAGUUUCAGGAAGUGUGCUCUCGUGGGAGAAGAGGAAUGAACUCCUUCAAACGUGACCUCUCUUCCUGGUGCCGUAACGCCAUUAAAGAACUUUUAGACCUUCUUGGCGGAUGCUGUUGCUGUCGUCUUCUACAAAAGUACCAGAAGGAGACCUCCCGGCCGUAAAUGACUUCCUCGCGGGAUGCUGAGCCUCAUCACCUGCUUGUGUGUGGUUGCUGAAUCUUCAUGGCAACAGGGAAGAUGCUGAGUGCAGUGUGAAGGAUGCGUAUUGAUUAAAACUAAUAAGGAUCAGGAGUGUCCACCGCCUGAUAAGAGAAGCCCUGCUGCUGCUGCCGCUGCCCACCCCCACCCCCCAUCACCUCCAUCAGCAUCAGCGUGGUCCACUGUGGGCAAAGAAGCGAUAACAGCUUGAUUGCUGUCAGCCAACAGCCCCUCUCCUCUCCUUGCAUCCUUCCACGGCCGUCCUUUGGUCCCUCCGGUUCAAAGAUGAAGCAGAUACAAAUAUAUCACCCGACCAAAACAGACAGUCCGUCCACAUCCCAUCCGGGUGGACCGGUGAUGGCAGAGUCGUCUUUACGCGCACCCACCGGAGCUUAGCGGCUGCAGCGCCAUGGAUCUCACCUGGCGUCCUCACCUGCCGCCCGCCAGCCGUGCUAGAACCCGUUAGAAGAGACGUGAGUCGUGAUCUCUUAAAAAAAAACAAAAACUUUGAAGCUUCUUUUUGUCCAAAGCACGAGUCCAGGAAAAGCGUGAGAAGGAAGUAAAGAAGCGGAGAGCAGAGUAACAAAAAAAAGACAGGAGCAGACCCCCAGCUCAGGUCCAGGUCGACAGAGGACCAUGUUUGUCCCCCUGCCGGUCCCCUUCGUCUUUCAGAGAACUGCAUCCGAUUUCAGCGCCUGGAGACUCAAGUCCUCGCUGGCUGCAAGGUCCAGCCCCGAUAUCAGGAUGUCCAAAGCAGAGGAGGACAAGGCCGGGACGGACUAUCCCGGUGACGGCUCAGACUCGGACAGAAAGAGUCCAGACGAGCAGGUGCAUCCAAUGACAGCCAGCCCGUUCAGCCUCUCUCCAACACCAGCCAGCAAGGUAAAGACGGAUGAGAGUUCUGAGAUGACCCACAUCAGCACCCCACCACCCCCUCCUCCUCAACAGCAGCAGCAGCAGCAGGCCCAGCAUCACCACACACAACUGAUGCUGGCUGGCUCUCAGCUGGCAGGGCUCGCAGCUCUCCUCCCAGCCCAGCAGCAGCUGCUCCUCCAGCAGGCGCAGGCGCAGCUCCUGGCCGCCGCCGUCCAGCAGUCCAACGCCGCCCAUGCAGCUCACGCCGCCGCGCAGCAGCAGCAGCAAAGCCAAACACCUCAGCAGCAGGCAGCCAAACAGGAGCAGACCAUGCAAGCUCCACCUCCACCACCGCAGCUGGCCCUGUCUCAGCCAAUCCAGCUCACGGCCCAGGACAUCCAGCAGCUGCUCCAGCUCCAGCAGCUGGUUCUCAUGCCAGGCCACCCGCUCCAGUCCCCGGCCCAGUUCCUCCUGUCGCAGCCCCCCCAGACUCAGCAGCAGCAGCAGGCUUUGCUCUCCACGCCAAAUCUGAUCCAGCUACCUCAGCAAAGCCCGGGAGGACUGCUAACCACUCCGCCCCGCCUGGGCCUCCAAGCGCAGAGAGAGAAGAGUGGCGAUGGCGGCGGCGGCGGGAGGUCCUCUGCAGUGGCCACAGGUGGCUGCGGUGUGGGCUUGGUGGCGUCCGAAGGAGCCUCGUCCGUCUCCGGCGGCACCAUGGCCGCCUCACUGACCGCUGCCUUGGUUCCCGGGGGCCACGGAGCUCCCAUCGGAGGGGAGGAGCCCAGCGACCUGGAGGAGUUGGAGCAGUUUGCCCGCACCUUCAAACAACGCCGCAUCAAGCUGGGAUUCACCCAGGGGGACGUGGGCGUGGCCAUGGGCAAACUCUACGGCAACGACUUCAGCCAGACCACCAUCUCCCGCUUCGAGGCCCUCAACCUGAGCUUCAAGAACAUGUGCAAGCUCAAGCCUCUGCUGGAGAAAUGGCUGAGUGACGCAGAGACCAUGGCAGUGGACAGCAUGCUGCCCAGCCCCUCUUCCCUUUCCUCCCCCCUGCUGGGCAUGGAGUGUCUCGCCGGCCGACGCAGGAAAAAGCGCACCAGCAUCGAGACCAACGUGCGGCUGGUGCUGGAGCGCAACUUCAGCACGAACCAGAAGCCUACCUCGGAGGAGAUCCUGCUGAUGGCGGAGCAGCUCAACAUGGAGAAGGAGGUGAUUCGCGUCUGGUUCUGCAACCGGCGGCAGAAAGAGAAGCGCAUCAACCCGUCCAGCAGCAGCACGCCGCCGCUGCCCGGCCAGACCUCGCCAGCCGUCACGCACAAAGCCCCCUGCUACAGCCCGCACAUGAUGUCCAGUCCAGGUGCGUCCCAGGGCAGCAGCAGCCUGAGCACACCAGCUGCCACUUUGUCCCCGACGGCGUCCUGCCCCAUGACGCCCGUCAGCUCUGCCGCCGCCGCAGGGUCCACUUCCUCUUCUUCUUUGACUCCGCCCCCUCAUAGCACAGCCAGCCCCGCCCCUCCCAGUCUCGGGGCUCAUGGGCUCAACACGGGGAACACCAUGAUGGGAGUAAGCACAGGAAUGAACCAGGCGCUCAUUGGCAGCAACCCACUGGCCACCAUGCAAGCCCUGGCAGCCAACAGCGGGCAACUGUCCCUCAUGGAGGGGGGUGCAGGUCACAUGCUUCUGGGUGCAGCCGGCGGCGCCGUUCCUCCCUCGCUCCGCCCCUCCCUAUUCCUCAACCGCCCCGGCCUGCUCCCCAUGGUGACGGGCUCCAUCUCCAUGGCGACGGCCUCCCCGCCCGCUAUGGACCUGAUGAGCGGCGGUGGCGGAGGGGCCAUCCCGCAGCCUGCCUUCUCCCGGUCGCCGCCCUCCGCCUCCCGCAACCUCCUGAGCCCGACCUCGUGCCCCGAGGAUUCUCCCUGUUCCAGCCCCGCCUCUUUCUGCUCCUUCAGCGAAGCCUCGCCGCCACCUCUGGGCGGGGCCAUGGCUGAGUGACAGCCAAAGCGUCCUAUCUUAUGACCUCGCCUUUCAACCAAAGCCAUCUCUGUCCCCGGCCGACUCCCUCUACCCCCCGCCACCCCACCCCACCCUGAAAAUGUCCUCCGAGGCCAAAAAUGUACACAAGUGGACAAGGGUGGGGGGGCAUGGCGACGCGAGGGAGGGUGGCGCGGACAGAGGGACCAGGAGGGAGGCUGCUUGAAACCAAAAAGAUGAUGCGGAGAGGUGCGGGACGGGGGGCAAACACCAAAAAUACCAAAAACCUCCAAAACCAAACGGAGAGAAAAGCUUUAGACCUUUCUUGCAUUCCUUCCACCUUCAUCUCAUUCCUCUCUCGCUACCUCAUUAGGGGCGGGGUUUACCACUGCAAAGUAGCGGCACUCGUGCCUGCGCCAAAACAUGGCCGUGUCCCUGCACCACCACCACCCUGAAAACUUCCCCUUCAUUUCAUUUGCCUUUGCUGUGCGGUAAGCCCCGCCCCCCUGGGCCAACAUGACACCUAUAUGGAACAUCCCGUCCACUAGUUAGAUAUUAGCUUGCUUGUUUUCUGUGUACCCCCCCCAAUCAUCAUCGUUUUCAUUUAUACUUACAAGCAUUCUAAAUCAUUCUUUUUUAUUAUAUUUGAGAAAAUAUGCCUACUAUAUGAUUAGAAUGAUGUGUUAUAAGUAAUCUAUUACAUUCUAUUUUUAUUAUGAUUUAGAAAUGCGAGGCUACUAUGUGAUUAUCAUCAUGAUUCGGAGUGUGAGGCUAUAAAAGUAUGAUUGAGUGGAGGAAGCUUUUAGUUUGAUCGUUUAGAAAGACUGAAUCAUUUGAACUUAGGAAGCUUUUUGUUUGAUCGUUUAGAAAGACUGAAUCAUUUGAACUUUGCAUUCCAGUUGAAAUCAGAUAAAAUGAUUCGGAUUCUUUGUACUCUGAUUGAUAAAUAUCAAGCUAUUCAUUUCUUGGUGAUCAUAUCAAAGUUGAAAGAUGUCAUUAUUUCAUUUGGACACAAUGUCAAGUGAGCAGCUGGGGUAGGCUCCAGCGCCCCACCAAUGGAUUUCAGCUUUGGCUGUGUGCUAAGCACCGCCCCCUUGGUUAAACGUGAUGCAUAUAUCAAACAUUCCAUCCGCUCAUUCGUGAUUAGCUUGCAUUUAUUAGGGACUUCAUCCUUUCUGUCAUCAGGAAGUUUGCAGAAACCAAAGUUUUCACGCGAGGCCCCCCCAACAGGCACAUGUAGUCUUUGUCUUUUAUUUCUCAUGGCCUCCGUGCAUCUUCUUCCAUCUUUUAUCAUCAUCAUAAAUCAUAAAUCACGCUUACGUCGGACUUGCUGGCCUCCCAGCAGACUCUUGGAUACCAAAGCACCCCCUGUGGCAGCGUCGUCUCAGACCUCAGCCCCCGUCAGAGGGAAACACACACACACCCCAAAAAAACAAACAAACAAAAAAGGAAAAGCCCUGCCCUCCAUCCUUGCCUCCCACCUGCCCCCCACUCCCUCCUGUCUCCAAAGGUCCCAUCAAAGGACCAAAAGAAGAGCGAUGACGGAUGAGGAGCCAAAGGUACCAAAAGCUGCAGGGGUUCAAAAAAGAAAGAAAGAAGAAGAGGACGAGGAACCAUGAAACCAAAAAGAACCAAAACAAAACCAAAAGCUACGACUGCUCUUCUAAGACACUCCCCAAACCAAAUAGGAACAAAGGGGGGAGGGGGCACUCUUGUCUCCAUCUGUUGGUCUUUUACCUGUGAUGUUCUGGUAUCGGCACGGACACUCAACCAACACCCCCCCACCCCUUUUAGCAACUGUCAGAGUUCAAAGUUUAUUUUUAUUUUUUUCUUCUUUCAUCUUUCUGUCACUGAUGAUGAUGAUGAUGAUGAUAAUGAUGUAAGGACUUUCUAUUUCAUAUGGGGAGGGGGGUGGUGGGCGUCUCUUCGCACAGGAGCUGGAGGACAUCUUUCUUGUCGAGCGGAGGAUACAAGUCCACACGCCACACGGCGCCACGCAGCAGCAAAUACUCUUUUCAAUCUUGUGCAAAAAACACAAAAAAGCCAAAAGUGAAAAACCAAAACAUAGAACUGAACCAAAUAGAACAACCAAACCAACGCACAAGCUGGAAGACUGUGUGUGUUUCUGUGCGUGUGCGUGCUGGUGUGGAGUUACUUCAACAACUGUUGUAUCCUUUGAAGCCAUCAUCAUCAUCACCCGUGCUUCCUGCUUUCCUCAGCCAUCACUGCUGUAUUGUAUUGUAUUGUACUUUAUUAUUUAUGUCAUGUAGGGGGUGAGAGGUGUUGUCCAUGAUGGAUGUCAGCUUAGCCAACAUCCUUCUCUCCCCCACUUCCUCCACGGAGUCCAGAGGACCGUCCAGGACAGAGCUCGCUCUCCUGAUCAGCCUAGGGAUCCUGCUCCUGUCCCUGUCCGUGCUGCCCCCUCUCCAGCAGCCCACAGCAUAGAAGAUGGCUGAGGCCACCACAGAGUCAUAAAAGGUCCGUAAGAGAGUCCUGCACACACCAAAGGACCUCAGUCUCCUCAGCAGGUGGAGGCGACUCUGGCCCUUCUUGUAGAGGGCGUGGGUGUUGACGGACCAGUCCAGCUUGUUGUUAAGGUGAACACCCAGGAAUUUGUAGCUGUCUACCAACUCUAUGUCCGCUCCCUGGAUGUUCACCGGUGUGAAGUGGGAUGUUUUCCUCUGGAAGUUAAUGAUCAUCUCCUUUGUCUUGCUGGUGUUGAGCUGCAGCUGGUUAAGCUCACUUCAGCUGACAAAGUCCCUGAUGACCGUCCUGUAUUCCAGAUCAUUCCCCUCUGAAACACAACCAACAAUGGCUGUGUCGUCGGAGAACUUCUGGAUGUGACACUGUGUGGAGUUGUGUGUGAAGUCCGAGGUGUAGAGGGUGAAGAGGAAAGGGGAGAGCACCGUACCCUGAGGGGCACCUGUGCUGCAGAGUACCAUGUCAGACACACAGUGAUGGAGCCUCACAUACUGUGGUCUGUUGGUGAGGUAGUCUAUAACCCAUGCAGUCAGGUGUUGGUCUACUCCCACACUCUCCAUCUUCACUCUGAGUAGUGCCGGCUGGAUGGUGUUGAAGGCACUGGAGAAGUCAAAAAACAUGACCCUCACAGCGCUCCCGCUGUCCUCCAGGUGUAGCAGUGAUCUGUGCAGCAGGUAGAUCACUGCGUCGUCCACUCCGAUCCUAGGCCGGUAAGCAAACUGCAGGGGGUCCAGCUGAGUGCCCACCAGGGGUCGCAGGUGCUGCAGGAUAAUCCUCUCCAUGGUCUUCAUCAGGUGAGAGGUCAAGGCAACAGGCCUGAAGUGGUUAGGCUCCUUGGGACGCGGUGUCUUUGGGAUUGGGACCACACAGGAUGUCUUCCACAGGGCCAGGACUUUCUCCAGGCUCAGGCUGAGAUUGAACAAGUGCCUGAGAACUCCACAGAGCUGGUCAGCACAGUCCUUGAGGAUUCUAGGGCUGAUGCCGUCCGGUCCCGGGGCCUUCCUUGCCUUGAUCUUCCUCAGCUGAUUUCUCACCUGAUCAUCAGUUAUGGAGAGGGGAGUAGAGGAUGGCUGGGAUGGGGAUGUGGGGGUGAAGAGUGGUGAGUUGGUAGGGGAGGGAGGGAGGGCAGACUCAAAUCUGUUGAAAAACAGAUUGAGUUCAUCUGCCCAGAUCUUGUCCCCACUGGCUUGGUCUCUCCCCACUCCUUUACCAUGGCCUGUGAUGGUCUGCAGGCCUCUCCAGACUUCCCUGGCAUUAUUCUCCUCCAGCCGCUUCUUCAGUUUCCUCCUGUAGCAGUCCUUCCCCUUCCUGAUCUUGUGCCGGAGUUCCCUCUGGACUCUGCACAGCUCCUCCUUGUCCCCUGAGUUGAAGACCCUCUUGUUCAGCAGGGCCUUAAUCUCAGAGGUCACCCAGGGUUUGUUGUUGGGAAAACACCGCACCACCUUGGAGGGCACAGUGUUCUCCAUACAGAAGUUGAUAUAGUCUGUUAUGCAGUGUGUCAUGCUGUCAACGUCACUGCCAUGGGGACUACAGAGCCCUUCCCAGUCUAUUGUCUGGAAGCAGUCUCUGAGCCUAGCACUGCUCUCCUCAGACCACUGCUUCACAGGCCUCUUCACAGGGGGUUGUCUGUUCACUACUGGAGUGUAGUCUGUGACGAGAUGGACGAGGUUGUGAUCAGAACGACCCAGCGGGGGGAGGGGGGAUGAGGUGUAUGCAUCCUUGAUGUUUGCAUACAAGAGGUCCAACGUUUUAUUGUCUCUAGUGUGGCAUCUGACAUACUGGGUGAAGGUGGGAAGAGCAGAGGACAGGGAAGCAUGAUUGAAGUCACCGGAGAUGAGGAGGAGGGAUUGGGGGUGCUGGUUCUGAAGUUGAGAGACGAUGGUGUGGAUCUGCUCUAUAGCUGCAGCAGCGACCGCUGAGGGGGGGAUGUACACAGUCAUAGCAAGAACAUGUGAAAACUCCCUCGGAAGGUAGUAUGGCCACAUGCUAACCGCUAACAGUUCCACAUCUUUGGUGCACAGUUGCUCCUUCACACAGAUGUGUUCCGGGUGGCACCAUCUAUCAUUCACAAACACAGCGAUUCCCCCUCCCUUCUUCUUACCGCUCUCCGUUGCAUUCCUGUCCGCUCGUACCAGCUGGAAUCCGUCCAGUGCGACAUGUGAAUCCGGAGAAAGCUCACUCAGCCACGUCUCCGUGAAGCACAUGAGGCUGCAUUUCCGGUACUCCCUCUGCAGUCGGGUCAGCGCCGUUAGCUCUUCCAUCUUGUUGGGGAGAGAUCUUACGUUCCCCAUGAUGACAGACGGUAGACAUGGCUUGUACCGUCUUUUCCGCUUCUUACACUUCACUCCCGACCUGCAUCCUCUUCUCCUCCUCUGCAGCUCCUUGGGGAUCUCCGGCCUCUCCACGCAGAGAGGGGGUGUGUGGCACAGGGCUAACAGCUGAUCCCAGGUGUAAACAAUGGAGCCUUGGUUGAAUGGGGAGCCGUGGCUGAAGAGGUUCCCCACAGUUGAACUGAAAAGUUCAAAUAGCAUCAAGGCGCAGAUUACAAAAGUAACAAUAUUAACCUCCAUAGCUGCACACUUGACAAAAUGCGACCAAAAGAAAAGUAAAAAGAAAACUAAAAUACUAUAAAAACUCUAAAAGGUGGAAGAAAAGUACAGAGCUGCUGUAACUGGCAGCCACUCAAGCAGCGCCAUUUGUACUGUUAUUCAUUGUAUUUAUUUUAUUAUUUAUUGUACUAUUAAUCAUUAUAUUUAUUUGAUUAUUUAUUGUACUGUUAUUCAUUGUAUUUAUUUUAUUAUUUAUUGUACUAUUAAUCAUUAUAUUUAUUUUAUUAUUUAUUGUACUAUUAUUCAUUGUAUUUAUUUUAUUUUCACAAUCAUUUUUGCAUAUUGAUGUGUAAUAUUCUUGUAAAAUGAAGCCCAUUUAUUGGGAAUGAUCCUGACUAUUUGUGUUCUAAAGAAUACAAAAUAGGACUCUGGACUAUCAAAAGCUCCUGAGUGCAUGUGACAGCUGGUUUGGAACCACGGAUGGAUCAUUGCUUUGUGUUCUAGUGGAACCACGGAUUGAUCAUUGCUUUGUGUUCUAGUGGAACCACGGAUGGAUCAUUGCUUUGUGUUCCAGUGGAACCACGGAUGGAUCAUUGCUUUGUGUUCCAGUGGAACCACGGAUGGAUCAUUGCUUUGUGUUCUAGUGGAACCACAGAUGGAUCAUUGCUUUGUGUUCCAGUGGAACCACAGAUGGAUCAUUGCUUUGUGUUCCAGUGGAACCACGGAUGGAUCAUUGCUUUGUGUUCCAGUGGAACCACGGAUGGAUCAUUGCUUUGUGUUCCAGUGGAACCACGGAUGGAUCAUUGCUUUUUGUUCCAGUGGAACCACGGAUGGAUCAUUGCUUUGUGUUCUAGUGGAACCACGGAUGGAUCAUUGCUUUGUGUUCCAGUGGAACCACGGAUGGAUCAUUGCUUUUUGUUCCAGUGGAACCACGGAUGGAUCAAUGCUUUGUGUUCCAAUGGAACCACAGAUGGAUCAUUGCUUUGUGUUCCAGUGGAACCACAGAUGGAUCAUUGCUUUGUGUUCUAGUGGAACCACGGAUGGAUCAUUGCUUUGUGUUCUAGUGGAACAAGGGAUGGAUCAUUGCUUUGUGUUCUAGUGGAACCAC
Molecule: messenger RNA, 9959 nt
Organism: Dunckerocampus dactyliophorus (ringed pipefish)
Lineage: Eukaryota; Metazoa; Chordata; Actinopteri; Syngnathiformes; Syngnathidae
Gene: pou2f2a
Product: POU domain, class 2, transcription factor 2
Exons: 21
Coding region: 1632-3842 (736 amino acids)
Biological process (GO): regulation of transcription by RNA polymerase II
Cellular component (GO): nucleus
Molecular function (GO): RNA polymerase II cis-regulatory region sequence-specific DNA binding; DNA-binding transcription factor activity, RNA polymerase II-specific
Source: RefSeq, a predicted model, not a curated record